AUGGCGACGUCCUGUAAACACGACUGAAUCUCCCUAAACAUAUCAUUCGGAAUAGUCUGGGGAUUACUUUUAUCCCGGAAUAGUCGAAGCCGUGUCUCAGUUAUAGCUUAAUAAAAGCACAAAUGUAUACCAAACCAAGAAAGCUGUAUAAAGCUUUAGCCUGUGAGUGAGUUUAGCCUUUAGCUUAGCCGUUAGCUCACAGGGUGCAAUGCAGCUGUUACUGAGAUUCCUCAGUCCUGGUUUAUCAUUAGCCGGUCUCCUCCGUGAUGUUAAAGUCUGCAGGAUUAAGAGAAGAAAUCAUGGCUGCACUGAGUCCUUCACACUGAUCAGACACAGAUGGAUGAAGACGGGCUGUAUCUCAGCUACAUGCUGUGUGAGGGAGCUCAGCUCAUCUGCUGAGAAGCAGAAUAUGGACAUGUCAAAGUUCCCUGUUGACAGAAUCAGAAACUUCAGCAUCAUCGCUCAUAUUGACCAUGGGAAAAGCACCCUCGCUGACAGACUGCUGGAGAUGACAGGUGCCAUUGCAAAGACUGAGAGGAAUAAGCAGGUACUGGAUAAACUGCAGGUUGAAAGAGAGAGAGGGAUUACAGUGAAGGCUCAAACAGCAUCUCUGUUCUAUCAGCAUGAGGGACAGAUGUACCUGCUCAAUCUCAUCGACACACCGGGCCAUGUUGACUUCAGCUAUGAGGUGUCUCGCUCAAUAUCAGCUUGCCAAGGAGUGUUGCUCAUUGUAGAUGCAAAUCAGGGAAUCCAGGCACAAACUGUGGCAAACUUCUACUUGGCUUUUGAAUCUCAGUUAACCAUCAUACCCGUUAUAAAUAAAAUUGACUUAAAAAAUGCAGACCCUGACAGAGUGGAAAAACAAAUUGAAAAGAUGUUUGACAUUCCAAAGGAGGAAUGCAUCAGAAUUUCUGCAAAAUUAGGCACAAAUGUGGAUCAAGUUCUCCAAGAAGUGGUGAGAAGAAUACCUCCUCCCACAGCUAAAGUUGAAGAACCGUUUAAAGCUCUGGUCUUUGACUCUACAUUUGACCACUACAGAGGUGUGAUAGCCAACAUUGCUGUCUUUGGUGGUCAGGUCUGUAAGGGGGACAGAAUUGUCUCUGCCCACCUGGGAAAGACUUACGAGGUUAAUGAAUUGGGAGUGCUGAGGCCAGAUGAACACCCUACUGAAAAACUCUAUGCAGGGCAGGUGGGCUAUGUAAUAGCUGGCAUGAAGGAAGUGAAGGAUGCACAGAUUGGUGACACAUUUUAUCUCCAAAAACAGCCUGUGGAGCCACUGCCAGGCUUCAAACCUGCUAAAUCCAUGGUGUUUGCAGGUAUAUACCCUACAGACCAGUCGGAGUAUCCAUCUCUGCGCAGUGCUGUGGAGAAACUCACUCUUAAUGACUCCAGUGUGACAGUGCAGAGAGACAGCAGUCUGGCUUUAGGGGCUGGCUGGAGGCUGGGCUUUCUGGGUCUGUUACACAUGGAGGUCUUUAACCAGCGUCUGGAGCAGGAGUAUAAUGCCUCCGUUAUAGUCACAGCACCCACAGUGCCAUACAAAGCUGUUUUGGCCUCUCCUAAACUUAUAAAGGAGUAUGGAGAAGAGGUGGUGACCAUUGUAAACCCAGCUCAGUUCCCUGAAAAGACUCAAGUGCUGGAGUACCAGGAACCCAUGGUCAUAGGAACUAUUAUCUCCCCUGAUGACUUCACAGGCCAAAUCAUGAGCCUCUGUCAGAGCCGCAGAGCUGUUCAGAAGAACAUGGUGUACAUUGACGAUCAUCGAGUGAUGAUGCAGUACCAGUUUCCGCUGAAUGAAAUCGUAGUGGAUUUCUAUGACGAGCUAAAAUCCAUGUCGUCGGGCUAUGCUAGCUUAGAUUAUGAAGACGCUGGCUAUGAACCAGCUGAACUGAUUAAGAUCGAUUUCCUGCUCAAUGGAAGACCGGUGGAGGAGCUCACCACUAUAGUUCACAAAGAGCGGGGCUAUAGCAUAGGAAAAGCCAUGUGUGAGAGGCUGAAGGAAUCCAUUCCCAGACAAAUGUUUGAGAUUGUUGUGCAGGCAGCCAUUGGGAGCAAAGUCAUCGCCAGGGAAACGAUCAAAGCAUACCGGAAGAAUGUUCUAGCCAAAUGUUACGGUGGAGAUAUCACACGGAAAAUGAAGCUGUUGAAAAAGCAAGCAGAGGGCAAGAAGAAGAUGAGACGCAUCGGAAACAUCGACGUCCCAAAAGAGGCUUUUAUUAAUGUACUGAAAAGGAAGUAGGACUUUAACUAUAGAACAAUCGUGUAUUCAUCCACGUUGCAGAAUGGAUUGCCUGGAACUAUGUGGCACAUGCUAAUCAUGCUGCUAGAACAUUAAAAUGUGAAUUCUUAAUUUUUGGCUGUACCCAUUUUCUUUUAGGCAUCGAUACAGCUAUUAAUUCUGGUCUGCGUACUUGAUUAGGUACAGCUUUUAUGCCAGAUCCCCUUCCUGGUGCAACCGUCCUUAUUUUUAUUCAGUCUUGGGACCUGUACUGAGAGCGCAUUGACAGCUGAAGUGCACCUUCCAAUGGCUAGGUUGUUCAACCUCCUCAGACAAAGCCAAUCAUGUCUAUGUGGACACAAGACCAGCUGAUAGCACAGCUGAGAUUCGAACCCUGGAUCUUGGCUGUAGUAGGCUAGCAUGUUUUACUGCUGUCUACCCAAGCGCCCAAAAUGUUAAGAAUUAAUAAUAUACCUAAAAGUAAGACUAAUUUUUACUAUAAUUGUUACAUCUUGAUCAAUGCACAAUAAACCAAGUUUACAUGUUA
Molecule: messenger RNA, 2765 nt
Organism: Trichomycterus rosablanca
Lineage: Eukaryota; Metazoa; Chordata; Actinopteri; Siluriformes; Trichomycteridae
Gene: guf1
Product: GTP binding elongation factor GUF1
Exons: 17
Coding region: 209-2239 (676 amino acids)
Biological process (GO): positive regulation of translation
Cellular component (GO): mitochondrion
Molecular function (GO): mitochondrial ribosome binding; GTP binding; GTPase activity
Source: RefSeq, a predicted model, not a curated record